AUGACGAUUUCUCUUACGGACAGUAUCAAGGUUCUAUUGGAAUUCGAAUCUGAGACUACUGGCGUAGCCCAAGGAAUUGAAUAUCUUCACCAAGGAUGUGAUCAACGAAUCCUUCAUUUUGAUAUCAAACCACAUAACGUUUUGCUAGACUACAACUUCACUCCAAAACUUUCAGAUUUUGGUUUGGCUAAGUUGUGUUCCAAGGACGAAAGUAUUGUGUCAAUGACUACAGCUAGGGGAACCAUGGGCUACAUUGCACCUGAAGUGUUCUCCAGGAACUUCGGAAAGGUGUCUUAUAAGUCAGAUGUCUAUAGUUUUGGAAUGUUAUUGCUUGAGAUUAUACGAGGUAAAAAAAAUUUUGGCGCAACCAUGGAGAACACAAACCAAGAUUACUACCCAGAUGCGGUCUAUAAUCUUCUAGAAGAAGGAGAAGACCCACGAAUCCAUUUUGGAGAAGAAGGAGAUGAUGAAAUUCCAAUGAAACUCGCAAUUGUUGGGCUCUGGUGCAUCCAAUGGAACCCGGUUGAUCGUCCUUCCAUGAAUGCAGUGGUUCAAAUGUUGGAAGGAGGAGAAAAGUUAAUAAAACCUCCUAAUCCUUUUGCGUCCACAGGUUCUACAAGAAGCUUUGCAACUGGGCCAUCAAGAAAUUUAAAUCUAGAGUUAGAAACAAUUGUUGAGUUAGAAUAAUAAGUAGGAUCAUGUACUAAAUUACACCAUUUUCCCACAUGCAAUUAUAGAAACACUCCUUACCAAUGUAAGCUUUUAGUUAUUGUAAAAAUUGAAU
This is a messenger RNA of Prunus persica (peach), 784 nucleotides long. Its product is annotated as rust resistance kinase Lr10-like. The record is from RefSeq and is a predicted model, not a curated record. Gene Ontology annotation, molecular function: ATP binding; protein kinase activity. NCBI's taxonomy places the organism in Eukaryota, Viridiplantae, Streptophyta, Magnoliopsida, Rosales, Rosaceae. Gene Ontology annotation, biological process: protein phosphorylation. The coding region runs from base 1 to 687 and encodes 228 amino acids. The transcript is spliced from 2 exons.